AAAUCAUUAUUAAAUAAGCAUUUCUGCCUAGUAUUUCUAAAGCCUGAUAUAUUUUCUUAAAACGUGACUGCUUAUCUAGAUUUUACCCCUCUCUUAAAAAAGGUAGGAAGGGUAAAAACCCCAACAGUCUUUAAAAGCACGUUUGUUAGGAGAACUCUAACCAGCUGCAGUGAAGUGGUGGUUCUCCCUGCCCUGCCCAAGGGCUAUUUUGAGGGAACAUGGUGAUGACUUAUUGGUAUGAGCAGAGGUACUUCAGCUAGAGUGUUUGUAUCUGGUUUGAAGAGUGUUUCAAGUCACCUAGACCCAUACAGCCAGCUGGAGAUCUUAAAGCAGUUAAAAUCCAAGCCCAGUAGUGUCUGGGGUGCUUCAAUAAUUUGUGCUUCUUCUGAAAAGUGCCAGUUGACUGGUGUCUGGUUUGUUCUGCACCAAGUCAGUUACUAGCACAGACGUCCAGCUUCUUUCUUCCAGAAGGCAUACUGCAACUGUUGAGACAGACAGAGCAGAAAUACAUUUAGGUGCAAGUAACAUGCUUGUAGUAUCUUCAUGUGUGCAAAUGGGUACAAAUACAUACCUUUAGUACAUACCUUCUCAUGUUCAAAUUGAAAACACCCUUUUAUAUGGUUCAUAGAUUAGCACUCAGCUAGAGCUUAAUAAAAGUGGAUGUUGCUGCACUGCAAACAAGCAGUGAUGCUCCUGUUACUGGCUGGCUAGCAGCGUGUUUGUCUUGCAGAUGUCAAAGAACUUCACAAACUUUCCGUAUUUAUAGAAAGUCUUGUAUUAUCCCCACCCUGCAGCUAGAGACAGAGGGCAAAUGGGGUGCAGAGCAUGGAGAAUGAUGAACUUCCGCCAGAGGAUGGGCUGGAUUGGUGUGGGGUUGUACUUGUUAGCAAGUGCUGCAGCUUUUUAUUAUGUCUUUGAAAUCAAUGAGACCUACAACAAACUAGCACUGGAGCACAUUCAGCAACAUCCCAAGGAACCACAGGAAGGAACCACAUGGACGCACUCCUUAAAAGUACGACUGCUAUCCUUGCCUUUCUGGCUGUGGACUAUAAUAUUUUUAAUACCAUAUUUACAGAUGUUCUUGUUCCUCUAUUCCUGUACAAGAGCUGACCCCAAAACUGUUGGGUAUUGCAUCAUUCCUAUCUGCUUGGCUGUUAUUUGCAAUCGUCAUCAAACGUUUGUGAAGGCCUCUAAUCAGAUCAGUAGAUUGCAACUGAUUGACACUUAGCUCAAUUUCUAGUUUCCGUAGCUGUUUUGAAGCAAUUGCAUAUGCCUGAUCUAAUCACAAGACUGAAGUUCUGAGUGAAGGCUGGAAAGAACCUUUUCUUUCAUACUGUUAAGCAAUGAAGAGAGUGACUGUUUUCUAUUAAAAAAAAA
This is a messenger RNA of Egretta garzetta (little egret), 1377 nucleotides long. It is a transcript of the gene LYSET, whose product is annotated as transmembrane protein 251. The record is from RefSeq and is a predicted model, not a curated record. NCBI's taxonomy places the organism in Eukaryota, Metazoa, Chordata, Aves, Pelecaniformes, Ardeidae. Bases 812 to 1228 code for a protein of 138 amino acids. The transcript has 2 exons.